Papaver somniferum (opium poppy) is the source of this 434-nucleotide messenger RNA. RefSeq lists its product as uncharacterized. The transcript has 2 exons. The record is from RefSeq and is a predicted model, not a curated record. Lineage: Eukaryota; Viridiplantae; Streptophyta; Magnoliopsida; Ranunculales; Papaveraceae. Bases 41 to 355 code for a protein of 104 amino acids.
UGAAAUAAACAAUAUACUGAAUCAACAAGUGGAUGAAGGCAUGGCAGCUGGUGGAGGGAAUGUGAAUGAAAAUGUUGUUCUGGAUGAAGGAAUGCAAGCAGUAGAAGAUGCUGCUAUGGAUGAAGUAACGCAAGCAGCAUCAGAUGCUGCAAUGGAAGCUGCUAGAAGACCUUCUCCUGUCUUUCCCGUCUUAACUGUUGAGAAUCCUUCUACUCAAGUUGAUACAAGUAAUAUUCAGGAAAAACUACUUGAUACGAUGGCUGAAGAAGAGCUACCUUCAUUUCCAAUAGAUAGCACUAGAGUUCCCUUAAGUAUGGAUCAAUGUUUGAACCUAGUCAAGCAGCUUGGGUUAUAGAUGAUACAGCUAACAAGGCUCAGUUCGGUAUCCAAGGAGAACACAUUAAUGAUCUAAUGUUCAAUAAAGACCUUGAUGU